Vicugna pacos (alpaca) is the source of this 5351-nucleotide messenger RNA. NCBI's taxonomy places the organism in Eukaryota, Metazoa, Chordata, Mammalia, Artiodactyla, Camelidae. The record is from RefSeq and is a predicted model, not a curated record.
CCCAGAGUUCUUUGCGUACCGGUGGCAGCCCCAGCCCCCGGCGCGUGGCGACUCCGGAAGUCCCGCGCAGGGGCCGGUGGGCCUUCGGCCCAGGCGGCUAUGGCAGUGGCUACUGUGGCGGCAUUACUGGCCGCAUUGGGUGGGGCCCUGUGGCUGGCGGCCCGGCGGUUCUUGGGGCCCAGCGUCCAGCGGCUGCACGGAAGCGAGCACUCCAGCCUCAUGCACGGGAAGACCGUGCUGAUAACGGGGCUUGUCGUCAAGCACUUGGACCUCGCCUCGCUGCGCUCGGUGCGCGCCUUCUGUCAGGAGAUGCUCCAGGAAGAGCCUCGACUGGAUGUCUUGAUCAAUAAUGCAGGAAUCUUCCAGUGCCCUUACAUGAAGACUGAAGAUGGGUUUGAGAUGCAGUUUGGAGUGAACCAUCUGGGGCACUUUCUACUCACCAAUCUUCUCCUUGGACUCCUGAAAAGUUCAGCUCCCAGCAGGAUUGUGGUAGUCUCCUCCAAACUUUAUAAAUACGGAGACAUCAACUUUGAAGACUUGAACAGUGAACAAAGCUAUAAUAAAAGCUUCUGUUAUAGUCGGAGCAAACUGGCUAACAUUCUUUUUACCAGAGAAUUAGCCCGCCGCUUAGAAGGCACGAACGUCACUGUCAAUGUCUUACACCCUGGCAUUGUGCGGACUAACCUUGGGAGACACAUACACAUCCCACUGUUGGUCAAACCACUUUUCAAUUUGGUGUCAUGGGCUUUUUUCAAAACUCCACUAGAAGGUGCGCAGACUUCGAUUUAUUUAGCCUCUUCACCUGAGGUAGAAGGUGUGUCAGGAAAGUACUUUGGAGACUGUAAAGAGGAAGAACUAUUGCCCAAAGCUAUGGAUGAAUCUGUUGCAAGAAAACUCUGGGAUAUCAGUGAAGUAAUGGUUGGCAUAUUAAAAUAGGAACAAGGAGUGGAAGAGAGCUAUUUAUAAAACUGGAUGUCUGCUCUGUCUUUGAUCAGGAGUGGUGUGGCUUGGGCACUUGCUACUUGAAAACACAAUUUUGGUUUUACAGUAGUCCUGCUAAGAGGUACAUGUGGAUAUUUUGAAGUUACUAAAAGGUUACUUUUGAAGAACCUAAAAUUUCAGAAAAGAUAAUUUAAAUAUAUAUAUAAUAAGCAUAUGAAUAAUUAUACUGAGUGAUGCAGUUAUAUUUUAAGAAUUAUAAUUGAAGCAUGGAUUACAAAUACUAAAGAAUUCAGUGAUUUAAAAUAGAUUAAAUAUUAUCUGAGUUUAUGGUAUAUUUAAGGUGUUCAGUACUUUAAUCAUAAUGCUGGUUUUUGUGUGGAAAUAAUAUGCCUGGUGUGAAUGUGUAAUUCUUACUUGGAAUAAAUUUACUGAUGCAAAUUCUUAACUGUGUAUUUCUUCAGAAGUUUCACUGAAAUUAAUCCUUUAUCCCAUUAUCCUGUACUGAUCCCCGUAUGCUCACUGUCUUUUCUUCCCACAUAUCCUGCACUGCUUUAAGAAGUAAUAUUUCUAAAACCCAUGCCUGUGUCACGGUGCCAUGUCCCUGCUUAAAAACCUGUGGUGGUUUCCAAUUCUCCUUUUUUUUUUUUUUAAAGCUACAGAAUUUCUUUCUUCAAAGGAAGACUUACUCAAAUGUGGAAGUUGGAUGGGUAGACAGGUCAUGGCAGUGCUGUGAGGAUGGAGUCCUCCAAGGCUAUUCCUGAAGGGACUUUGUGGAAUUCAGUAGUUUCUAAACCAUUUCUAGUUCAACUUUUUAGUAUGCUUUUGAGACUCCAUGAACUGGCCACAGGCUUGCCUUGUACUCUUAUUCUCAGUGCUGUCCAAUAGAACUUUCUGCAGUGAUAGAAAUGAUUCUGACUGCCCUGUCCAAUGUGGUAGACUCUAGACGUGUGUUUACUGAGUUCUUAAAAUAUGACUGAGAACUGAAUUUCUAAUAUUAUUUAAUGUUAAUUUCAAUUUAAAUAGGUUGGGUUACUAAUGUCUUGGACAGUACACCCCCACCCAUUCCUUUGUAUAUAACCCAGUCCUCAAUAUAGACCAGCCACCCACUUGAAUCUGGGCCUUUCCUUAUAUUGUUCUUCCAAUCUGGAACAUCCUCUUUCUCCCUGGGAAUACUACUUAGCCUUUAACGUGCGUGCCCAUCAAGUGUGUUCUUUGUCUUAAUACCUAGAGGAGGAACCAGUUCUCACUCUACUUUGUUUUCAUUGAUCUUGGCAGAUUUACUAGAAACUUAGUGUGCUAACUAUUUGUUCACAAGCCCAGCUGGACAGUUGGGUUAGGAACUAUCCAGGGAAAGAUUUUAUUCUUUUAUUAUAUUCUUACUAGUUUUCCUUCCUCAAGAAUCAGGGGCAGUACCUGACACACAGUAGACAUUCAAUGAUGUUUGAAUAAAUAAUAAGUAAUUAUUACUCAAUUAUUUUUGCUAUUAUUUAGUAGGAAUAUUGAGUAAGCGGGAGUAUUAAGUAAGUAGGAAUAUUGUAGGCAUCUGUGUUACAACAAAAAAUAAUAAUCUUAACUAUUUGUCUUAACUGUAAUAUUGAGAAAAGAAGUAACAGUAAGGGAUGGACUGAACUACACUGAAUUUAAUGACCAUUUUGGUCAGGGGUAAUCCUUGAUUGGUUAUUAUUUUUAAGACUAAUAUCUGGUUACAGUAUCAGUUCUUUAUAGGAAUGGCAGGAUCUUGGCAGUUCACAUAGAAGGUCUGUUUUCUGUUAGAGUGCUGGGUUGCGAAUAUGAGAAACACUUAGUGUUUGUAUCAUCACAGGUGUGUCCUUGCAGGUGUAGUCGUUAGAGCUGCAUCAUGUUCUUUGAAACAUAUUUUUAAAAAAAUAACCCUACAAAGAGACCUGCUGAAUUUAGAAAUAUGGGCAGGAAAUACAUCAGAAUGCAACCUGGAAAAAUGGAAGCUAAUAAAUCUGUCCUACACCUCGACUUCAUUAAAAAGGAGCCCUUUUUCUUCUUCUUUUUCUUUUUUUUCCAUUUAAUACCAUCUUUUCUGGCUGCAUUUUGAUACCUGAUGCUUUUCAGGGGAUUUGGGCCUUUUGUAAGAGUUGAGCCUUUCGGAGUUCUUGCUUGUGGCACUGUAAUAAAAUAGGAUAUAUUAAUUUAUCAUGAUGAAAAACUAGAAACUCAUCUGGAAACACCAACUAUCAAGGUAAAAUGAGCUGCCAUUUGGAAGAUGUCCUUCCCACUCGGUGUUUGUUGGAACUGAGGACUAACAGCCGUAGUAUAUAUAACUGUAUAUAUUAGAUUUUGAAGAUUAUUUAAGCCAUUUGCUUCUCUCUUCUUUCCCCCUUCUGCUGACUUCUAACUAUUUCACUGGGCAAGGAAAUAAGAAAAAGCAAUUCUGUUACUUUGAUACUAACUCACCCUUAGCAAAAUAUUGUUAAAAAGAAGCAUGUGAUGUGCCAGAUAAUGGAAUAAUUUUAGUUGGAAACCCAUUUUCCUGUUGAUUAUUGACUUAAUCUUUUGAAACAUUGACUUCUAUUUCAAGCAGCUUAUUCUGAAAAGGAGUAAGAUUUCUGGGUCUUCUGCCUCAAAUUCACUCAGAGUAACUAUUUUAUACAGUGGGGUUCUAAGUAGCGUUUAACUGGGAAAGCCAUUUCACUGCUUAGAUAUACCACUGCACUGGGUUUGAUGAACGACUCCACUGCUUAGUUCUCUCUGUGACCUUGGCAAGUUACUUAACCUCUCUGAGCUUCUGUCUAAAUCAAGGGUCAGCAACAUUUUUUAAAAAGGCUAGAUUGUAAAUACCUAAGAUUAUUAGGUCACAUGCAGUCUCUGUUACAUAUUUUUUUGAACAAGUCUUUAAAAACAUAAAGACCAUGCUUGGCUCAUGCGGGCUAUCCUGUUGUACUUAUGCAACAUCCGGAUAUGUUCACUUACUUGUCUUUAAGACACAGUGUAAAGCGGCAGUUCCUGUGUAAACUGUUACUCCUGUUUCUUAAAAAGGCUCCUGUUGUUUCUCCAGAUCAUUUCUAAUCUUGUGGGACUAUUUGCUUACAGACCCAGGAAGUCUGAGAGUGUAUUUUUAAGUCUCUCUCCAGCUAUCAAUUCUGGCAGGAAGAACAGCGGUGAUCUGCCUUCACCUCCCUCUCUCCCAAAUCUGCUGGGCCUGGCCAGAGAUCUGAGAGAAUCUAUAUUUGAAUAUUUAAUUGAUUCCAAAUGUGCUAAGGAACACUGAAGACAGGACAUGUUACUAAUCACUCUUCAAGAGCGGGGCCCCCACAGAAACAGCUUCAGAUGUUUCACAAACCUUCUCCGGACAAGAGGGAGUUAAAUUAGUUACAGGUUAACUUGGAGGAAGGGCGUUUAUUCCUAGAGGUAAGUUAGAUGGUGUGCUCAGUUUUAUACCGGCAUUAAGGAAGAGUUUUUGCUACACUACAGGUUUAAUCAAAGUAUAGUAGAAGCACUCGUAACAUACCAUCACCUAAUAGACUUGCUGUAUUAACUGAUUCUCCGUUCUUUUUGCAAGAUGUGGUGACUGAUGCCCACAGCAUGCGAAUGCACUAGACGGGCAGUAUCCCCUCUAAGCUACCUCUGGCAUUUCUGCUCCCACCUGUUCUGUUAUGCACUGGGUAACAUUUAUUUAACAAAUAUUUAUUGAAUGCCUAGUAUGUGCCAGGCUUUAUUCCAGGCUUGGGGGACACAGGAGGCAACAAAGGGAACCAGAUGAAAUCUGUGUGUGUCUGUGAGCUGUGUUUGUUGAUAAUCGUAAUAGAAGUUAUUCAUCAUAAUGCAAACCAAUGAAAUAUGAAUACAGAGAAAGAGAAUUUCCGUGAAAAGUAAGCUGAGUGCUUUGUAAAAACUAAAUGAAGGCAAAUCACUAGAAACUUACAGUUGAAUAAAGUUUCAAAACAACAGUCAGAUACUAAAAAUAAAUAUAAAAAUCUAAAAAGUGUCUAUAUUCAGUGCUUUGCAAGUGGCUUUAAAUUUUGACUCCAUUUUAAAGACACAAAAGCUAGAAAUCAUAGACUAUAUAAUUUGAGUGUAAUGUAAGGUGAAAUUCUAAGUGAACUCAAACAACAAAGACAAGCCUUCGGCUUUAUAUCAGAAGUUGGGAAAUGAGUGAACAUUUUCUGUGUUUUAAAUUCAGAUAAUAAUUUUGUGUUGCAUACGAUUAUUUAUGAUUUUCUUCUUUAAUCAACUUUUCAUGUAACUAACUAAUUUCGAAUAAGAAGGCUCCUAUUGUAUAAAACAGAAUUAUCACUGACGGAAACAUUUCAGUUUGGAGGAACUGACAAUAAGUGUAUCUGUGUAGUGAAUCAUAUUUUCCCAAAGCCUUCUAAUCUAAAUUUUGGAAUAUGUUUUAUUUUUUUCAAAUGUCCCAAUAUAUUGAAUUUAUGAUUUGA